Calliphora vicina (urban bluebottle blowfly) is the source of this 1307-nucleotide messenger RNA. Its product is annotated as 3'-5' exonuclease Snipper-like. NCBI's taxonomy places the organism in Eukaryota, Metazoa, Arthropoda, Insecta, Diptera, Calliphoridae. Gene Ontology annotation, molecular function: nucleic acid binding; 3'-5'-RNA exonuclease activity. The record is from RefSeq and is a predicted model, not a curated record. Bases 127 to 828 code for a protein of 233 amino acids. The transcript is spliced from 3 exons.
AUUAGCAUAAAACGAAAUAUGUACAGUAUUUAAUUUGAAAUCAGCUUUCAAACCUUGUUGGUUGGUGUUUUGCGCAAUUUAUUUUUCAAGAUAAAUAAUAACUAAAGUUUUUGAAAAAAAAGUACAAUGUUUUCGCAUCAAACUAAUUCCGCAAACUCUCAACACCCCUACAAGUAUAUUAUUGCUGUCGAUUUUGAGGCGACUUGUUUUAGGGAUCAACCACGACUAGCUGAAUUAAGAAAAUCAGAAAUUAUUGAAUUUCCAGCCGUUCUUUUCAACUUAAAAACUGGCCAAAUUGAAGCACAAUUUCAUCAAUAUGUAAAGCCCAUUGAAAGACCCAUAUUAAGUGAAUAUUGCAUCGAACUCACUGGCAUUACUCAGCAAUCGGUAGACAAUGGCAUACCUCUGCAGAACGCCUUUAAACUGUUCGAAGAUUGGCUGCGCAAAGAAUUGAGAUCACGCAAUCUAAUGUUGCCAAAAGAAUCGAAGGAGAAUAAGCAGGGAAAUUGUGCCUUUGUGACAUGGAGUGAUUGUGACUUUGGCAUAUUUCUGCACAACGAAUGUCGUAGAAAAGGUUUGGUAAAACCGAAAUACUUCAAUCAAUGGAUUGAUAUGCGUGAAAUCUGCAUGAAUAAGUAUGGAAACAAAACUAGUAAAUUUUCAUAUGCCCUGAGUUAUGUAGGCGUGCAAUUUGUGGGUAAAAAGCAUUCGGGUAUAGAUGAUGCAAAAAAUUUAGCUGCCCUCACGCAAAAACUGGUAAAUAAUGGUGUUACCUUGAAGAUAACCACGGAUUUAACACCAACUGAAUGGAAUCUAAAUUGUUUCUAAACAAAAUGGAAAUUUAAAAAUUAUUUCAGGGAAUUAUUUAAUUAAUUUUAUAUUCUUUUUUAACUUUUUAUAUUUCAUUUUUAACUCAAACAAUACAAUUAAUUGAAUUUAUAAAAGUAACUGAAUUUUGUAAUACUUUUAAUUUUUUUUAUUUUUAAUCUAUACCCAGUAAGCACCAAAGCCCCAAAAAUUCAAGCACUUGAACAUUUUGUUGGAAUUUCACUUGAAUGCAAAUGUAAUUAUACUUUAGACAUGAAAAAUAUUUGAAAAUUUAUUUAUUUUUCAAACAAAAAACAUGGCAUGAAUUUAUGUUUCCUUUUUACUGGAGAAUGCUAUUGAAAUAAAGUGUAAUACAACUGUAUUUCAAUUGCUUGACUAUAAUUCAAGGCUUGAAUUACACUUGCUUUCAACUUGAAUUCCAGUAAAAAUGCUUAUUGGGUAAAACUUUUAUUAAUAAACUUUAAAACUCUUAUUCAUAA